AUGUCUCUACCCUUACGCAUCAUCUGGCAAGCAAAGAUCAACAUGCAGCAGAAAAUCGGUCUGGCCAUACUGUUCUGUCUCGGAUUCGUGGUAGUCGCAGCGGCGAUCGUCCGCGCAAUUGAGAUCACCGGAAAAGCAUAUUCAGACCAAGCUGCCCUCGCAGUAUGGAGCGUCGUUGAAUCAUCAAUCUCGAUUAUCGUCGGAUGUCUGCCUCCAUUCCGAGCCAUCAUAUCCAAGUCAAAUGCAAUCCAAUCACCCUAUGGCUCCUCGGGUGCCAAGCCCAGUUCCAAUGAUCGUAAUGCGUCGACCGGGAGCAGCAGCAAAAUUUAG
Messenger RNA from Penicillium bovifimosum, 330 nucleotides. RefSeq lists its product as uncharacterized. The transcript is spliced from 3 exons. Bases 1 to 330 code for a protein of 109 amino acids. NCBI's taxonomy places the organism in Eukaryota, Fungi, Ascomycota, Eurotiomycetes, Eurotiales, Aspergillaceae. The record is from RefSeq and is a predicted model, not a curated record.